AUGUCAAUACUAACUGGUAACUGGUACCAAGACAGUGGAGCCACACAACAUAUGACUUCCAACAAAAGCUGGUUUGUGAAUUUGAGACAACUGAAGCAACCUGUAACAGUCAUUAUGGGGGACUCAAAUCAACUCAAGGCCUCAGCGUUUGGAGACAUAGAACUUGAAGAAUACAAUGGUAACAACUGGAGACUAGUCAUUCUGGAAGACGUACUCUAUGCACCAGAUUUGAACUUUAACUUGAUUUCACUCAGUCAAGUGAUGGACAGAGGACACAUUGAGACGUGCAACAAAAGUGUAUCAAUUAUCAAGUCAAGUGACAACCAAACUGUUCUUACCAUGGCUCAACGAGAAGGAAAUUUGUAG
Molecule: messenger RNA, 366 nt
Organism: Zophobas morio
Lineage: Eukaryota; Metazoa; Arthropoda; Insecta; Coleoptera; Tenebrionidae
Exons: 1
Coding region: 1-366 (121 amino acids)
Source: RefSeq, a predicted model, not a curated record